AUGGUCAGCGAGCUUGAUAACCAACAAAAACUCAAUGUGAUCAAUGGUCAGCACCACAGAGCUGGUGGUUUAACUGUUACAUUAGCUAGGUCAGAUGGUAGUAUUCUUGGUGGAAGUGUGGCUGGGUUACUAAGAGCUUCCUCUCUUGUUCAGGUUAUUGUUGCUAGUUUUACUACACAAGAAGAGAGAGACUCAAAGCUAAGGAACAAACUUGAAAAUUUGUCUACUUGGCCAAAGCUUGCACAGGAACCAUCAACUGUUGGAAGCUCAGCAUCCCAUGGAACCCUUAACCAAUCAUUUGUUCAGCCUAGAUUCCCUUUUAAUCAAAGCACCGGACCCUAA
Dovyalis caffra is the source of this 342-nucleotide messenger RNA. The record is from the annotation of a GenBank genome assembly. NCBI's taxonomy places the organism in Eukaryota, Viridiplantae, Streptophyta, Magnoliopsida, Malpighiales, Salicaceae.